This is a messenger RNA of Candidula unifasciata, 1668 nucleotides long. The record is from the annotation of a GenBank genome assembly. NCBI's taxonomy places the organism in Eukaryota, Metazoa, Mollusca, Gastropoda, Stylommatophora, Geomitridae.
AUGUCUGGAAGGGUUGCAGUUAUUGGGGCAGGCUCAUCUGGCAUCGCAGGAGUGAAAUGUUUGCAGGAUGCUGGUUUUAAGGAUAUCGUCUGUUAUGAACGCAGAGAUGUUGCAGGCGGACUCUGGCAUUUCAAAGAAGAUACUGCUCAGUGGGUAGACGAGUCAUGCGUGAACAGGUCAACAGUUAUCAACACCAGCAAAGAGUUUAUGUGUUACUCUGACUAUCCAAUGCCCGAUCACUACCCAAACUUCUGUCACAAUUCUGAUGUGGAGGCAUACUUCCUGGACUACUGCAAGCAUUUUGGAGCAGAUAAAUACAUCAAGUACAACACUGAAGUUGUUGGCCUGAAAAAGCACAGCACUUACAACAGCACUGGACGUUGGGAAAUAAAAUUGAAAGACCACAAAACUGGACAAGAGACGACUGAGGUGUUUGACUUUGUGCUUGUGGCUAACGGUCAUCAUGGAGAACCAAAUCGGCCCAAUUUCCCAGGUUUGGACAAAUUCAAAGGCGUUACAAUGCACUCCAAAGAAUUUAAAGAUCUCAACAGUGUUGUGGGAAAGAGAGCUGUUGUUGUUGGGAUUGGCAACUCUGGUGGCGAUUGUUCAGUGGAAAUCAGCAAAUACAUGAAGGUGUUCUUGGCCACAAGGAGAGGAGCCUGGAUCCUGAAUAGACUGGUCAAGAAUGGCAUGCCUUGGGACUAUGAGUUCCACUGCAGGUUUCGGACCUACUUGAGUAAAUGGUACCCCAGAUCCUAUAGAAACAAACUCUGGAAGGAAGGUCUCAAUGAGAGGUUUGACCACGAGCUGUACCACAUUAAGCCAGAGCAUGAGCCCGACGCUCAGCAUCCUACUGUCAACGAUGAGCUGCCUAAUAGGAUUGCAGCAGGCAUGGUCAAAGUCAAGCCGAACGUGCGCAGUUUUACUGAGAAAGGUGUGAUCUUUGAAGAUGGAAGCUUUGAAGAUGAUAUUGAUCUGGUUGUUUUUGCAACAGGAUACAAAUUUGGUUACUCUUUCAUUGGCAAGGAUAUCCUUGAGGUCAAGGACAACAGGGUGGAAAUGUUCAAGAACAUGUUUAUACCAGAUCUGCCCAAACAAUCCAUUGCUUUUCUGGGAGUGGUUCAACCACUGGGUGCCAUCUUUCCUAUUUCAGAGAUUCAGUCUCGACUGGCCGCCUUAGUUUUCAAGGGUGCUGUGAAACUGCCAAGUCCAGAAGCCAUGAAGAAAGACAUCAAAGCACAUCUCUCGGUCCUUCAGAACCAGUAUGUUCAAACAGCCAGACACACCAUACAAGUCGACUGGCUUCCAUUUAUGGACGAAAUUGCUGAACUGGUUGGCUGCAAACCCAAUCUUUUAAAACUGCUGCUGACUGAUCCAGUUCUGUUCAACAAAGUUCUUUUUGGACCUGGUGUACCCUACCAGUACCGGCUGCAUGGACCAAACCCUUGGCCAGGUGCAAGGAAAGCCAUUAUGACAACACUUGACAGGAUAAAGAAGCCAUUCGAAACCCGGACAGUGCCAAGCAGCCAGCCACAGAGAAGCUCCUCCUGGUUCAGAUAUCUUCUACUGACCUCUGCUGCAGCCGCUGCUGUUACACUUGGAGUGUCCUAUAUAAAGGAGAGCAGUGUGGACUUGAGCAAAUUCCUGCCCGAAGUUCUGAGGCAGUAG